GACACAGCUCUUAUAACAAGUAGUCAAUCGCGCAUGCAACCAGUGGUCCGAGAUUUGCCUGAUUGCACAGGGCGAACUGGAACUGUUCUUUUUUCAUAUUCAAAAUAAAUUUGCUCGUUUUUUUUGCCAAAAUAAAUAUUAGUUUUAUGCGCGAUCGUUGAUAAAAAUAAAAUAGAAAUGCUUUCUCGCAUAGAUGAGCUAUAUUAGUAUUUAAAUGAGAAAUGUGAUUUUCUGCAAGCCUAGCGAAAAAACGCAAUGAACAAUUAAUAGACCCCGCAAGUAUAUUGAAAUGCAACUAUGAGGUACAAACAGAUUGCCACCAUAGGUGCAGUCUUGAUCGCCACUCUCGUUUUACUAGCGGCGUUCAUGUAUUACUUUAAUCAAGGAAUCAGCAAUUGUCCUAAAGGUACAUUUCCUUGCCAAAACAAUACUAAAUGCAUAACACAUCGCAACAUGUGUAACAACAUGAAAGAUUGUCCAGGCGGGGAGGAUGAAAACGAUUGCUUUGAUUCCUAUAAUAACUUUUGGGAAUCGCUCUUUCCCAACUGGACUACAUGCUUGAACGAUAGUGACAAUGAAAUUCAAGACUAUAUCAAUUGCAAGUAUUUUAAUUGCACUUUAAUAUGCGAAAAGUUCAUUGGCCCGAAAAUACCAGAGAUUUUUGCAAAGAAAAAUAUACUAACAAUGACUUUUAGGACAAGUUCACUACCAAUUUUAAAAGAAGAUUUUUUCCGCGAUUAUCCAAAUUUAAGAAACGAGCUCUAUUUGAUGGGCAAUCAAAUCCAAUAUCUAGAGCAUGGAGUCUUUUCUAAUCAAAAAUAUCUUUUGUGGUUAGGUCUAUCCGACAACAAGAUCGAGAAGCUAACCGAAGGUCACUUUAUAGGUUUACACUCUUUGGAAACCCUUGUUAUCGAAAACAAUAAAAUACAUACGCUAGAUCUACGGGAUCUCAGAAAUAGCGCGUCACUCAAAGUAUUGGAACUUUCAAGAAAUCUUCUGACUUUAUCGAAUCUCUCGAUCCCUCAUUUGCCAGUACUACGAGAGCUGAAUCUGAAUGAAAAUCAGUUGGAAUUGAUCACGGCUGAUUUUUUUGCUGGUUUGCCGGCGCUAGAAGAAUUAAAUUUAGAAUAUAAUCUGAUUCAGAAAAUUUCUCCUUUUGCCUUUCAAAAUUUACACAGGUUGACAGUACUAAAUCUGAUGAAUAAUAGGAUUACGAGAAUACCUCUAGGCCUCUUUAAUCCCGUCCAAAGUCUUUCCAGCCUAAGGACAAACUGACCUGGGGUUUUAUGAUAGGGUUUGAGGGUUCAUAAGCAAUCGAACCAGCAAGAAGCCAAUAAGUACGAGAAGGCCAUCAGCCAGAAGAGUCUACAGUUUCUCGAUAUACUUAUUAUAUAUUCCAACACAGUUACACAUUGUACCUUUCACAUAGCCUAGUAUUUUUGCUCUAUAAUAUUAUUGAAUUAAUAAACAUCGAUAUUCAUUAAGGGGACACAACGCAUUUAAAUCCUUAAAAAAAAAAUUAUGAGUAAAAAUGACAAAAUUAUAAUAAAUCAUUUGAAAUUUUUUUUAGUGA
Nasonia vitripennis (jewel wasp) is the source of this 1573-nucleotide messenger RNA. RefSeq names its product relaxin receptor 1. Lineage: Eukaryota; Metazoa; Arthropoda; Insecta; Hymenoptera; Pteromalidae. The record is from RefSeq and is a predicted model, not a curated record. Gene Ontology annotation, molecular function: voltage-gated potassium channel activity; transmembrane transporter binding; potassium channel activator activity. Gene Ontology annotation, cellular component: voltage-gated potassium channel complex. The transcript is spliced from 12 exons. Bases 298 to 1275 code for a protein of 325 amino acids.